AUGCGCCUCUGGCGACGCUUUGCGCUUGGGCAUGUCCGCCGCGUGCCUGGAAGUCGGAGACUGGCGACAGAACGACCGCCACCCAAGGCUUUCAAAGGCUCCAACAUCCAGGCAGGGUCACCAUAUUCCAAGGAGCUUCGCUUGCUCGCGCAUGUCUUUGAAACUGCGACGGCUGGAGAUCCCAGCUCCGUCUGCGAUGCCAUCGAGCGCUUUGGCGAGGAUGUUUUGAAUCCCGCUGGUCAGUGGCUGAAGGUGGCGGGCCGUCAUAAGACCACAGUGCUGAGCAAAGCGAUGAAGAACUGUCCCAAAGGUGGCAGCAUCCUUGAAAUCGGCACCUACUGUGGCUAUUCCGCCCUCCGCAUGGCCAUGGCUUUGCCCGGUGCCCGGGUGGUGUCCUUGGAAGUGGACCCGGCUCACAUGGUCAUCGCGCGGAACAUGGUGGCCUAUGCCGGCAUGGCGCACAUGAUCGACAUUUGGACGGGUCAUAGCAAGGACGUCUUGCCACGCUUGCCUCAGAGGUAUGGCGGGCGACACCAGUUCCGCCUCGGUGGGGUCUUUAUGGACCAGAAGGGCUCCCGUUACCACGAGGAUCUCUCUGUGAUUGAACAGCUGGGGCUCUUGCUGCCCGGUGCCGUGGUUGUGGCGGACAAUGUGCUGAAGCCAGGUUCGCCCUUGUUUCUUUGGAGGCUUUGCAAGGGGUCGGCCUAUGACAACCACAUCGUCCGAGUAAAGGAGUUUGCUAUGCCCUCGGAGGAUUGGAUGUCUGUGAGCGUGCUGCGCCCGGAGGCCGCGGUGGAGAUGGAGUCGAUGUCGGUCGAGGUGCCCACCGUGGAACGCGGCAAAGGGCAGGCGCCGCAGGGCGCUUGGCCUGUGCCGCCGGAGGAGCUCAUCCAGCUGCAGUGGGAGUCAGACCGGAUCCGCGCGCAGGCCACUCGGCCAGGACGUGGUAGUGUUAGCUUCGCAGAAUGGGCCAGCUAUGCCGAGGGAAUGAAGGAGAAGAUGGCAAAUCAUGGCAUCUUUGAAACAGAGGAUGCUGAACAGCUGGAAAGCGGGGCCGAACUGGCACAUUCGGUGACCAUCGAUCCCAAGUCGCCAGUGUCGCCGAACCUGCGGCACAUGCGAUGUCAGGAGUUUGAGGAGGAAAACAUCAAGCUGCCAUUCCCUUGUAGCCAAUAUGGCUGCCGAGAAUUUCACGACGAUAGCAGCGGCUACUGUAUCAUCCAUCGCCACUUCAGGAUUCCUUGGAGCAUCGCGGGGUCAGUGUGGGUGUUCUUGCAGCAGCUUUGGCUGGCCUUCAUGUUCAUGAUCCUUGCGGUCCUGGAAUUAGAAAGCAAGGCGUUGUCCACUUUGAUCAUGGUAUCCUUGUGCCCAAUCCUAUGCCAAGCAAUGGCCGCCUCGAUAGGUGGCUCUGCCAUUUUGUGGCUUUGCAUCCUGGUGCCAGUGGUGGUGGGCGGCAUAGGUGGUACCUCUGCCCGCUUCAACAGUAUGUACCGCAUCUCCACGGAGCAUGAGCUCACAUUGGAAGCCUUGUGCUCACAGAUGCUGCAAGUGGUGUCAGUGCUGGAGAACUCGGCUCAAGUCUCGACCGUCUUCGGCUGCGAGGACAACACUCGGUUCGAGGAACUCAUGCAGGAGGAAAUGGCCAAUUGCCUCCGCGGCAACUUUCUACUUGCCCGUCGUCAUGCUAGGGCCUUUGAGCGAGAGGUCUGCGAACCCAUCAACUUGGCCCUGGGACGCGAUUAUUCGCCGUCUUCAGGCGUGCGUCCACAGAUCAAGACUCUCUUCAGUGCCAAAGAUGCGUUGGCUCGUCACAACAAUCCGAGGCAGUUGAUCGAUCUUCUCUACUGUGAUGUGAUUUGCGACGAUUUCCAGGAGGUGCGUUCGGUACUUCAAGCCUUGAAAGGCCGUGCGUGUGAUGAAAUCCCGGGAGGAAUGCGUGUACUUCAUGUGCGUGAUGGGUUUAGCAGAGACUUUCAAGACGGCGAAGGUCGAUGUGGUCAGAUUGUCGUUGAGCUGGAUGGAUAUCUUGCGACCGUCCGAGUCUACGAGGCUUCUCUGCGCGAGCUCCGCGAGCAAAUGGGCCGCGUGCAUCGCCUGGUCCACGGCUUUGGACUCUUUCAGGUCUGCAUGGAUUUGAUGGAUCGAGAAGCUCCGUUGAGGCCAUUUGUGGAGAUUGCGCCACCUUGGUGGUUUGCAAUUCUGCGUGCUUGCACUGGCAUUAUGCGGAUCCUAGCGCUUACCACAGCCGCCUACUUUGCGGCACAAUACUUCAUCCGCUACGGGCCGCAGGCUGCGAAAGAUAAUCUGCCCAUGUCAUUGGACUCCUUGCUUGCUUGGUCUGAUGAGCACAACAAGGACCUGAGAGCGAUCCACGAUGCCUUGGGGGAGAAUGACAACCAGCUGGCGGCCUCCUUGGUUCCCUGGCACCAGGACGCGGAUGGUGCUGCCUGGGUGCUGGGCCUUAUCUAUUCCAUGCCAUACGUCAUUCAUGUGGCCAUCUUCAUUGGGGACCUGCUGCGCCGACCGAGCUUCAGCAACCUGACCAAUGCGCCCCUGAAACGGCUGAAGCCGAUGCACACGAUCUACGAGAAGUACUUUGGUGUGCAGGGGACGUUUUACACUGCAAAGGUGGCGCUGCUCCAGUUGGGCGCCUUGCCACUGCAGUGCUUCGGAAAGAUCGGUCUCCUGGGGUCCAUCGCGACCGCCGGUGUGUUCGCGGACUACAUGGCCUGGCACAGUGGAGAGCAAAACAAUCAUGCUGGAGACUUGCUCAUCACCGGCUAUUGGAUCUUCGUGUUCUUCCUCGGCGUGAACUCCCUCUACCCGGCCAUCCUCAUUAGUUUUGGUGAGAUCCCCUGGACGGCCUUCUUGAUCGCCUGCAUGGAUGCCAUCGUGCACCUGUCAUACAUCCUCAUCUACCUCUCGAUGAGCUUGAUCUCUUUGCACAAGUUGCGCUUCAAAGACACCGUGGUCUUUUUGGGCGAUGUGGCUCUAAGACUCAGCAACGAGCUCAACCCAAUUUUUCCGUUCCCCACCACCUUCCUGGGUUAUGUCUCCAUCUACAUCUCCUUGGUUCAUGUGUGCUGCGUUUGCCGGGUUCUGGAGGAUACCGGCGCCCAAUUUGCCUUGAAGCGCUCGGAAGAGGAUGGAGUCAACCGGAGCUAUUCGAGUUUCAGCCUCAGCACCGGGAAGCCUUCGACGUCCUUGUGGCAAGGCCUACGGAAGCGUACCCGCUUUGGUGUGUCCUUCUUGUACUUCCUGUUGAUGAUUGGCAUCGUGUUGUGCUCCAUCGUGAACCAGCAUGCUUAUCCGAAGCAAGUGAUGGAUCCCAGGUGCUACCCCUGCACGUGCAACCAGGUCUCGGAUGGGAGCCUGCGUCUUGAAAGCUGCUGGCUGGCAUCCACGCUGCGUUUCAAGUACCUGAAUUUGGCACAGCGCGGCAUCAGCGAAGUGGCGCCCAACGCUUUGGCACCUUUGGGCCAGGACUUGCUCAUCUUAUCUCUGGCGUCCAAUGAGCUGAGCCGAUUACCUCCCGGUGUCUUCCGAGGUCUUCAUCAAGCACGGCUAUUGGACCUCAGCCAUUGCUCGCUGUCAGAUCUGGCCAAGCCUACCUUCGAGGGGCUGAUGCGGUUGGGAAGUCUUUCUUUGAGUGGGAACCAUAUCAAAGACUUGCCGCCAGAUGUCUUCCAGCCCAUGAAGGAGCUAAAGCAGAUCUUGUUGGGCGGUCCUCGGCGCAACGUGGGCUUGGACAAGCGCUUUGGCCUCCCUGCGGUGCCUGUCUUGGGAAAUCUCCUGACAGAUCUGCCACCGGGGAUCUUUAAAGAUCUCAAGUCGCUCGUGCGGGUCGACCUCAGUCAGAACAGACUUGCCACAUUGCCCACGGGUGUCUUUGACUCCUUGCUGCACCUGGAACACUUGGAGUUGAGGGACAACCUGUUGGAGGAGCUGGGAAAGGAGGCCUUUCACAACCUUCCAGCUCUGCGCAACCUAUCUCUGCAGAACAAUGUCCUGAGGAGCAUCGACGACAGAGCCUUCAAUGACUUGAGAUCUUUGCGCCACUUAGACCUCUCCAAGAAUCAGCUGGUCGGAAUUUUGCCAAAGCUCCAAGGCUUGAGCAGAUUGCAGAACUUGGACCUCUCAGAGAACCACUUGAGGGACGUGAGCCCAGGUGCAUUUGUGCUGCUGCCGAGUUUGACGGCGCUGGAUCUGUCCGGCAAUCACUUGAUGAACCUGUCGGGAGCGGGGUUGGAGGAGCUGAAGAACCUGCAGGCGCUCCGCCUGGCGGAUCUUCGCUUGGUUUCGCUGCCGACGUCCCUGCCCUCCUCGCUGCGGAGCUUGGACGCGCGGAGCAGCGAUUUGAAAAGCCUCGACGCUGGAGCUUUAGAAGGCCUUGACCACUUGGAAGAGCUUCACCUUCAAGACAAUCUGCUCCUCAGCUUGAUGUUUCCUUUGCGACUGCCAGAGCUCCGGGCAUUGAAUGUCAGUGGGAAUUUGUUGACAGACUUUGUGCCCGGGGCCUUUCAGUCCCUUGACAAGCUGGAGACCCUGGAUCUUUCUUGGAACUUCCUGUCCAACUUCACUGCCGGAGCGUUCCCUGCAUCGCUGCAAGUGCUGAACCUCUCCUUCAACCUCUUGGGAUCUCUUCCACCCUCGGCCUUCGCCCAGAAUGGGAAGAUGUGGUCCUUGCGGAUGCAGUCCUCGAACCUUAGCGAUGUUUCAGAGGGCUUUGUGAACUUGACUUCGCUCAAGGACUUGGAUCUUGCGAGGAAUCGCCUGGCAGAACUCCCACUCUCAGCCUUCGAUGCCUUCGGAGAGCUCCUUCGCAUAGAGAUCGCCAUCCACCACGCGCCGGAGGAGACGGCGAACGUCAUGGUGCGGCCCGAGGUCCGAUCGCUGCAACCGGAUCAGUGCCCCAUCCAGGGCAUCAGUGUGCGCUCGGUGGACUUCGUGGCGCCGGGCGAGGCGGUCGUGGAGGCCACGAGCUCUUGGAGCAUCGUGAGGCUCUGCUCGGUGCUCUUCGGGGACAUGGCCGGCCAGGUGAUGAACUACUUCUUCCGUGAUGCUGAGCCAGUGGCAUGGCACCAAGAGGUACGCCGGAACUAUCCCAAGGCCGGCGACAGCGGCUGCGCCUUCUGGAAGGAAGAGGAUGGUGACGACAGGUCCCAGGAGUUCAUGGUCCUCGUACGGCCUGAUGGGAGGGGCACCUUCACCACCUAUGUGGUGGUGCGAGUCUAUGAGGAUCGCUUUGCGCAGUGGGCCCAGGAGCACUUCAGCCUCGUCUUGAGCUCGGCUCGCAGCACCGCGGUGAGCUAUUUGAACCGCCCGGGGAUCGUAGAGCUUCGGAAGCAGGACGAACGCUUCUACGUGACCAUCUCCAUGCAGAGCUUCAAGCGUGGUAUGCCUUUGUUACCCGCCUUUCCCAGCGAAGCCGCUGUGACUGAAAUUGAUGCUGGAGAGCCCUAUGGGCUUCGGCGCUGGUUGCGCUAUGAGCCGAAUUCGCAGAAGUUCCACUUGUCCUCCUAUUUGCAGGUCUUCCUGGCCCGCUUGGGAUAUCAGGUUGACACCUAUGAAAGUUUGGAUGGCCAGACUUUGGUGCCCUACCAAUGCGUGGUGCGCCGUGACCAGUGGGAACUUCUUCGCGAGCGCUUUCUGUCGGCCUACGCGCUGCAAAAGACCGCCUAUCGCCGGGCCAAUGGCGGUUCCGGGGCACCAGGAAUGCACGAGGAAGUUGUGCCGAAGUUCGUGGUGCUGCCGAGGGAUGAGCAUCUCCAGGAGCGUUUGGAGAAGGCAAUGGAGCCGCGGUUGGUGGUACGAAAGACCUUCUUCGACUUGGAGGACCCCUCUGAGGAGGAGGAAGAACCACAAGCCCCCUCGCGCCGGCCUCGCGCCGGCCCAAGACCACUGCGCUUGGGCGACCAGUCCUGGUGGUAUGAGGCAGUUGAAGUUGAGGUGGCCUCGGCCAAGCCAUCGUGGGAUUUACAGCGGCGCUUCUGUAAAGUGCUUGUAGAGAUGCAGCUGCCGCUGAUUUGGUCCUUGGACUUGUCCCAGAACCACCUGGAGUGCCUCGAGGGGAUCUUCCCACUUGAGCACCUCUUGGAGUUGAAUCUCUCCCACAACAACCUCACCGCGUCUUGCAUGCUGGGUAUUUUUCAGAACUUGAGCACCUUGGAAAGUCUGGAUCUCUCCUUCAAUCACCUCAAGUCCCUCGAGUCCGGCCUGUUUCAAGGGCUGGCUGGGUUGGAAGUGCUGAGUGUGAGCCACACGGGGCUCACAGAUCUCUCGUGCAACGUGUCGGAGAGGACCUCUGUUGGGGCAACGGCAGAAGGCCACCGGCUUCUUGAUGACGGUGCUGCCGGUGCAGAAGGAGCAGAAGGGGGAUCGCAUGGGAUUUUUGCACAGCUUCCCUCACUUCUGGUGCUCAACAUGUCUGGGAACCACUUCGCUGAGCUGGAGCUGGACACCUUCCAAACGCUUGGGAACUUGUAUACUCUGGACCUCUCCGACACGGCCUUGGCGAACUUUAGCAUGGAGCACUUUCAGGACAGUUCCAACUUGAAGUUCCUUUUCCUCUCCGACAAUCUCAUUGAGGUGCUGCCAAAGCUGAGGGGUUGGAACUUGAAGGUCUUGGACUUGGCGCGGAACCGCUUGAGCAACGUCAGCGGUUUGGAUGGUGCUGUGAUUGAAGAGCUGCACCUGGAGGAGAAUGAGAUCCUCUCGGUGGACAUGCAUGUCUUUUCAGCGUCCCUGCGCUCGUUAAACCUGGCGCGGAACCGGCUGAGAAGCCUGGAGAUGUCGGGAGAGUUCUGGACGCAACUGGAACAACUGGACCUCUCCGAGAAUCAGCUCGUAGAGAUCCAGGAUGGCUUCUUCAAGCACCUCACCGAGCUGAAGAUCUUGAGAUUGUCCUGGAACCGGCUUCGAACGUUGAGCUGGUCGAUGGAGGACUUGCCCAACUUGCACGUUUUGGAGCUCGCAGGGAAUCAAUUUGACGCCAUCCCUUGCAGUGCAAGGAGCCCGGAGGUGCUGAACUUGAGAUGGAAUCAAGUGGUUUACGUCGAGGAGGAGCUACCCUGUUUGCAGCGGACCCGUAUGUUGGACUUAUCUCACAACAAGCUUCGUGUUGUGAAGCUGGCUCCUUUGACUCGUUUGCUGGAGCUUCAGUUGGCCGCCAAUGAUAUCGUUUGGAUGCCCGACUUGCCGAUGAACCUGCAGGUCCUGGACCUCAGUGACAAUCCGCUGCAGCCUCCAAACAGAGAUCAUCCGCACAUUUUGCCUCCACUGCCGGCCUUGUUUACCUUGCGCCUGCGAAAUCUGAGCCUCUCCGCUUUGACCCAGUGGACCUUCCAACAGAUGCCACGUUUACGCGUCCUCGACGUGUCCCAGAACCGACUGGCGUAUCUUCCAGCGGGCAUUUUCCAGGGCAUCUUACAUCUUCGGAUCCUCCAGCUCUCGGACUGUGCCUUGCGGCUCAUCAACCCCGAGACCUUGGCCUUGCCCCGCUUAGAGGAGCUGGAUUUGGCUGGAAACCUUUUGGAGGUGAUUCAGCCAAGAGCCUUCCGACAUCUCUUGUCUCUUCGAAUCCUUGAUCUCAGUGACAACCUCUUGGAGGCACUGCCAUCGCUUGACCUGCCAAGCCUUCAAUGGUUGGCUCUGCAGCGGAAUCGUCUCCAGUCUUUGGAGGCGGACGCCUUUCAGCAUUUGCGGUGCCUGGAGAACCUGAACCUAGCGGAGAACCAGCUUCAGGCGCUGGCACCAGGUGUGUUUGGACCCUUGUUGGAUUUGAAGGUCCUGAACCUCCUGCAGAAUCCAUUGGACGCCCUCGCUGUCAAGUCCUCUUUGCCGAAAGGCCUUAUCCUGCGCUGCACCUGUGUGGGACGCCAAGGAGCUUUGCAGGGCUGCUGGUGUUCCCAAGAGGCCUUCCACUAUUACCCCAGGGUGCCUCCUCUUCGGGCUGGUGAGGCAUUUGUCAUGAGAGACUCCAAGUGA
Molecule: messenger RNA, 7986 nt
Organism: Durusdinium trenchii
Lineage: Eukaryota; Dinophyceae; Suessiales; Symbiodiniaceae
Source: the annotation of a GenBank genome assembly